Schizophyllum commune H4-8 is the source of this 459-nucleotide messenger RNA. RefSeq lists its product as uncharacterized. The record is from RefSeq and is a predicted model, not a curated record. Lineage: Eukaryota; Fungi; Basidiomycota; Agaricomycetes; Agaricales; Schizophyllaceae. Bases 1 to 459 code for a protein of 152 amino acids. The transcript has a single exon.
AUGCCCUUUGCCCUCGACCACCACCACGUCCACCCCCUCCCUGGCACUCGUGCAGCGAGCGAGGCGAGUGCGCGCCUCGCCUCGACCGGUACACUGUCCCAAUAUCGCCUUCUCCCGCCUCCCCUCGCCUUCACCCGCCUCUUCUCGUCUCCUCCCGCCUACCUCUUCAUCUCACCCUCGCCGACGCCGCCCUCGGCACCAUCCACCACGUGCUCAAUAGCGCUGGGCGACGCCACACCCCGUCCGCGACGCGCUCAACAGCGCGGGCUGCGCCAGGCCCCGUUCUCGCCUUCCCUCCUCCGCCGCCUCCAUCGGCACCCGGCGCGCCGCGCUUGGCCUUCCCUCCUCUUCACCGGACCUGGCUGCACCUAUGCCGACAUGAUCACCACUGUCGUGCCGUCAUGGACACAUGGCGAGCACGUCGGCACAGCUGUGCAGGUAAACCAUUUUAAAAAGUAG